Messenger RNA from Psylliodes chrysocephalus, 1945 nucleotides. The record is from the annotation of a GenBank genome assembly. NCBI's taxonomy places the organism in Eukaryota, Metazoa, Arthropoda, Insecta, Coleoptera, Chrysomelidae.
UUUGUUGUCAAAUGUCAUCUAAAUAUUUACAUUUACUACAUUCGCCAUAAGUCGGAUUUCUAUUUUUUUUUGUAAAUUUUUUAUCAAAUGUGUUUAAAAUGUCGGACCUAGUAUCAAAAUGUGUAUUGAGAGUAGAAGUUAAUAACUAUCAAGAAAAUGAAGAUUCUAGAGGUGCAGAAGCUGUAGUUACUACUUCAGAUAAUGUACAGAGAAAUAGAGGUCAACGAAAAAUACGGGACAUAAGUGUAGAAACAUUUCCCAGUCGCCUAGAAAGCCCAAGAGAUGACUGGGGUAUUCUUCCUAAAUAUUCAAGAGAAGCUACUCCUGUCAGUGAAUCGCAAAAAGAGUCCCCUGAUAAGGAAAAUGAAAUAGGGUUUUUCAGUGGAAAUCCCUUUGUAGAAAUUACUAAAGGCAUUUUACAUUUAUAUAAAGAAGAUGUUUUGAGCAGCAGAAAGGAUGCACUCACACUGUGUUUGUUGGGAGUGCCAACUACCAUGCCCUGUCAUGAUUUAUUAACUUUUACUGCACCAUGCCAUGAUGAUAUUUCACAUAUAAGAGUAUUGAGAGAUUCAACUCCUAAUCAGUACAUGGCUUUGUUGACAUUUAGGAACCAUGAUGCUGCAAUGGAGUUCUAUCUAACUUUCAAUGGUGCUCCAUUUAGUAGUCUGGAACCUGAUGGCAUAUGUCGUAUAGUUUGGGUUUCAAAGGUCGAAUGGGCCCAUGAUGGAGUGCCACCACCUGGUCACACUGAGUUACCAACCUGUCCAGUCUGCUUAGAAAGAAUGGAUGAAUCUGUUGAUGGCGUUUUGACAAUUCUCUGCAACCAUGCAUUUCAUGCCAGCUGUUUGGAACAAUGGGGUGACUCCACUUGCCCUGUUUGUAGAUGCGUUCAAAGUCCAGAGCAAGCUGAAACAUCUGAAUGUGAAGAAUGUGACAGUUCUGUUCCAUCACCAGAUUCUCUUUGGAUAUGUCUCAUUUGCGGUCACGUUGGAUGUGGCAGAUACCUAGGUGGCCAUGCUGCAUCACAUUAUCGAGAAACAGGGCAUUGUUAUGCUUUGCAAUUAGGUUCUCAUCGAGUUUGGGAUUAUAAAGGAGACAAUUUUGUUCAUCGGCUUCUACAAAAUAAAGCUGAUGGGAAGUUAGUAGCAUCAGAAGGGCCUCAACCGGAAUCUGAAGGAGCCCAAGAAAAAGUCGAUUCAGUACAACUGGAGUUUACUUACCUUUUAACGUCACAAUUGGAAGAACAGCGAAUGUACUUUGAAGAUAAAAUGUCAUUGUUAGAAAGUCAGCUGUCAGAAGAGACUAAGCUUUUAAGGGAAAAUAUGUCAUCUGUGUCUGAAGAAAAUAAACAACUUAGGUCAAAACUGGUCACUGUUACUAAAGAAAAACAAGUGUUGGAAAAGAAAUUGCAACAACAUCAUUCCAAAUUGACGUCUACAUUGAAUGAUCUCAAUGAGGAGAGGCAGUUGGGUAAAGCGUUACGAAACAACCAACAACAAUGGCAAACUAAAAUAACUAAUUUAGAAGAAAAAUUCAAUGAAUUGAAAUCACAUAAAGAAACUGAAAUUGCCGAUUUGAAAGAGCAAGUUAGAGAUCUGAUGUUUUUUAUUGAUGCACAACGAGUCAUUGAAAAAUCUGAUGAAAAGGAAGAUAUAGCUAGCGGUACAGUUACAAUAGGAGAAGCACCUGAAACUACAAAGCGCAGGAAAGGCAAGAAAAAGCGUUAAAAGGGCAUUAUUUAUGCAAACAAUAUAAUUUAUCUUGAUAAAAAAGUCUUUAAACUGUUAAGCUAAUUUACAUGCUAUAGAAGAUAUUGUGCGUGUUUCUGAUAUCAAAAACCGUUAUUUUUGAAUGUGAUUUAUUUAAGAAAAAUAUUUAUUUUAAUUAAUAAACUAAAGGUGUUUGCUUUACCGUUCGUGGUUGUUCUUGUUAUUAAUUUACCUAU